Molecule: messenger RNA, 447 nt
Organism: Plasmopara halstedii
Lineage: Eukaryota; Oomycota; Peronosporomycetes; Peronosporales; Peronosporaceae
Product: RxLR-like protein
Exons: 1
Coding region: 1-447 (148 amino acids)
Source: RefSeq, a predicted model, not a curated record
AUGCUCAUGCCGGUCCUUUCGACUUUAUUACUGCUUGAUGUCAGUGUAUCCGCCACAUCUAAUUCGAGUAUAAUCCAGCAUGAAGAUCCAAUUGUGUUCGUGCGUCAUUUGCCUAAUUCACUGCCUUCGGCAAAUAGUAGCUCGACCGCUGCUGAUGUAGAGUCGGAGAGCUACGAUGAUAGUAAGCAAGACAACACUGACAAUGAUGAAACCGAUGGGAAAGUAAGGAUGUUUUCUUUCUUUGGAAAGAAGGCUCCAUUGCCUUUAUCUACCCCAUUGCUAUCCAAAGAUGUGAACAUCAAACCUCAGUCGAUCCCUAUAGCGAAUGCGAACAUCAAACCUAAGUCGAGCGCUAUAGCAGAUGCGAUCGACCUGCUGAGCUCAAAGGACUGGGAUCCAGUUCAACAUAAAGAUCUAAUGAAUGACCUAAUGGAGAAUGUUCGGUGA